AUGGCCUCAAUUGGUGUGUUCCUAACACUCUUGUGCUUGCUAGCGUCCACGUUCCGUGUGGACGCUAGCAAGCAAGGCCUUGUCGUUGAGGAACUCACAAAAUUCCCCCACGGCUUUGGAAAACAAAGUAUCGUGAAUUUCCGAGUCUUUGUCCAGGAUCUCGGCGUGAACCACCCCAACACCACUACGUACGACGUGGCACAAGCCUCCAUCUCCAACACCUCGAAGACGGGCUUCGGCAAAGUCCGCGUCAUCGACGACCUCGUCACGGCCGGGCCGGAGGGCGACUCCAAAGCGCUCGGGCGCCUUCAGGGGCUCCUCACGAGAGCCGACCUAAACACGCUCGCCAUCGCGGUGAACCUUAACUUCUACUUCUCGGCGGGGCCCUACGCGGGGAGCACGCUCAGCAUUCUCGGCCGGAACGAGAUCGGCCUGGCUGAGCGGGAGCUCGUGGUCGCCGGCGGCACCGGAGUUUUCCGAUUUGCACGUGGAUACGCAAUUCAAAAGACUAAUUCAACAGGAACAAACAUAUCGGUGUUGGAUUACAACAUCUACACCACCUACAGUGGAACACACAGUGAAAUGUGA
This is a messenger RNA of Salvia splendens (bonfire salvia), 588 nucleotides long. Its product is annotated as dirigent protein 22. Bases 1 to 588 code for a protein of 195 amino acids. The transcript has a single exon. The record is from RefSeq and is a predicted model, not a curated record. Lineage: Eukaryota; Viridiplantae; Streptophyta; Magnoliopsida; Lamiales; Lamiaceae.